Molecule: messenger RNA, 1619 nt
Organism: Quercus lobata
Lineage: Eukaryota; Viridiplantae; Streptophyta; Magnoliopsida; Fagales; Fagaceae
Product: bidirectional sugar transporter SWEET16-like
Exons: 6
Coding region: 95-838 (247 amino acids)
Biological process (GO): carbohydrate transport
Cellular component (GO): membrane
Molecular function (GO): sugar transmembrane transporter activity
Source: RefSeq, a predicted model, not a curated record
ACUUCAGACGUCCACGAUUUCUUCUCUCCUUCACAAUUAAAAGCCCAUCACUACCUCUUCUUUCCUCCAACAACUCCCUCUUCAUACUCCUUCCAUGGCUUGCUUGAGCUUCAUCAUUGGCAUUAUUGGCAAUAUAACUGCUAUACUGCUUUAUGCUUCUCCAAUAAAGACUUUUUGGUGGGUGGUGAAGAAGAGAUCGACUGAGGGUUACGAUGGAAUUCCAUAUAUAUGCACACUAUUGAACACAUGUUUGUGGACUUUCUAUGGACUUCUUAAACCAGGUGGCUUGCUUCUUGCAGCAGUCGAUGGCGUAGGAAUCAUUUUACAGAUUAUCUUUGUGACUCUUUUUCUCAUCUUUGCUCCUAAGGAUAAGAAGAUUAAGAUGAUAUAUAUGGUGGUCAUCUUAAAUGUCGCUUUUCCUUUAUUGGUGAUUGCAAUAACGCAUCUAGUAAUCCAUGGUGCAAGCAAGAAACUUACCUUUGUUGGAAUUAUAAGUGCUGGAAUAAGCAUUGCCAAGUCUGCAGCACCUCUAUCAUCCAUGAAAACAGUGAUAAAGACUAAGAGCGUAGAGUAUAUGCCGUUUUCGCUUUCAUUUUGCGUAUUUCUCAAUGCUUGUGUCUGGGGCAUUUAUUCCAUGCUCAUCAAGGACAUCUUUGUCGGGGUGCCAAAUGUAUUAGGCUUUCUGUUGGGCUCAGUCCAGUUAAUCCUCUACUCAUUCUACAAGUACAAGUCAAAGAUGUUAGAAAAAUCAACAAAUGUGAUAAUAGAAGAAGGCCCUACCCAAAUUGUCAAAGGAGUCAUUGUGAUACGAGUGAAUGAUGAAGUGGUCAAUCCAUAGAAUGAGCAAGCCAAAGCAGCAUGUUAAAUGGCAAUACAAAAACCCAAAAGUCACCAAGAUUGUUUCUGUGUCUGUCCACUCUACUUGAGGCCAUGAAGAUAAUGCUAAAAUGGGACAAGGGCAUCACCCUUGAUUUUGAAGAAUGUCUUUUUUUUUUUUCUUUUUUCUUUUUUUCCGGUUAGUUAUAAUUUGUUAAAUUGUUUUUUUAAGUCUUCAGUUUUGUUAGAAUAAUUUUUAAGUGAUUAAAUUUGCCAUUUUUUACCAACUUAAGGAGAAUUGGUAAUUUAUCACAAAAUCAUAAUAUGUGGUUCUACAUUUGAAUCGUGUCUCUAUUCUACUUCUCAUUUGAAAGUUAAAAAUCUCAAAUGUUGAAUCUUACUUAUUAAGGAGAUUCUAGAUCCAUAUAUACAAGAGUGUUAGGAUAAUAAUUAAGUGCAUAAAUGCACAAUUUCUAAACAAUUUAAAUUUUUGAGAGAGUUGCUAAUUUAUUGAGCAUUGUUUUCUAUAAAGUCUAUAUUUUUAGGUUGGCAACCAUGAACAAAUUGUAACCUUUAGAACUUAGUUUUGUUUAGUGGUUUAGUCUAGAAAUAUUCUGAAAUAAAACAAAUGAAGUCUUGCACAAAUGGAGACUCAAGAAAUCAAGAAAAGAUAAGUGCAAAAAAAAAGACUCACUUAUCUUGACCGAUCAAGAUGCACAUCUCGACCGAUCAGGAUUUCACUUUCUUUCUUAGCCAUGGGAUCUAGGGUUUUGAUGGAACUUAAGGAUAUUUAAAUGAAAACA